Cololabis saira (Pacific saury) is the source of this 911-nucleotide messenger RNA. It is a transcript of the gene nip7, whose product is annotated as NIP7 nucleolar pre-rRNA processing protein. The record is from RefSeq and is a predicted model, not a curated record. Gene Ontology annotation, biological process: ribosome assembly; ribosomal large subunit biogenesis. The transcript has 5 exons. Gene Ontology annotation, cellular component: preribosome, large subunit precursor; nucleolus; nucleus. Bases 79 to 621 code for a protein of 180 amino acids. Gene Ontology annotation, molecular function: RNA binding. Lineage: Eukaryota; Metazoa; Chordata; Actinopteri; Beloniformes; Belonidae.
ACCGCAGCUUCCGGGUUGUCCCCACGUGUUCACGCUGCAGUCUGCUGGUGCUGGAACGACCCGGUUAAAAGAAUAAAGAUGAGGCCGUUAACAGAGGAAGAGACGAAAACGAUGUUUGAGAAGCUAUCGAAAUACAUCGGAGAAAACAUAAAACUUCUAGUGGACCGACCAGAUGGCACCUACUGCUUCAGGCUGCACAACGACCGCGUUUACUACAUGAGUGAGAGACUUCUUAAACUGGCCACAAACUUUUCUCGUGACAAGCUCGUCUCAGUGGGAACGUGCUUUGGGAAGUUCACAAAAACCACCAAGUUCCGCCUGCACAUCACAGCUCUGGAUUUCCUGGCGCCCUAUGCAAAGUUUAAGGUAUGGGUGAAACCUGGAGCAGAGCAGUCUUUCCUGUACGGGAACCACGUGCUGAAAUCUGGUCUGGGGAGGAUCACGGAGAACACGAUGCAGUAUCAAGGAGUGGUGGUUUACUCCAUGGCUGACACGCCGUUGGGCUUUGGAGUGGCAGCCAAGUCGACCCAGGAGUGUCGGCGAGUGGACCCCAUGUCCAUUGUUGUUUUCCACCAGGCUGAUGUAGGAGAGUUCAUUAGGAAUGAGGACACAUUAACAUAAAUGCCACCAGAACUGUUUAAUAUACAUCCUGAUUUAUAGAAAUGAACUCAAAUCAACUGUUUGCAGCCGCUUGGCUGAACUUUUUAUUAUUCCAAACGUAUUGGUUGGGUCAAGGUUCCUUCUUCAAAGGAAGAUUUAUUGCAGUGUUUGUAACUGGACCGUAUUCCCCUGGAAUCUGAAACAAGCUCUAAGUGGACUCACCUUGAUAUUCUCUUUGUAUCAAAUAUUGUCAGAACAAAAAUGGCAUGUCUUUUAUAAAAGUUCUUUCAAAGAAUCCCAUGUCUUGACAU